Vitrella brassicaformis is the source of this 1049-nucleotide messenger RNA. NCBI's taxonomy places the organism in Eukaryota, Vitrellaceae. The record is from the annotation of a GenBank genome assembly.
CAUCACCAGGGAGUCUUGAUGAGGUGGGGGCAUCGGUCCGUUGUGCGGACCUGUGGGCCGGGCGGCUUGCCGGUGGGUAGGCGAGGCCGGGGCGGCUUUCGGGCGCCGCACGAUGAACACCCCACUCGCAGCGCCCGCCGGAGCCGCUGCCACCAUGACUUCCGCUCCCCCGGGUACUUGUUGUAGGUGAUGUUGGUGUCGUCCUUGGUGCGGCGGAGGGGGAGGAGCACUUUGGCUGGGGUGGGGGUGCUUCUGGGCAGGGGCUUGGGCGUGGCCUUGGGCGUGGCCUUGGGCGUGGCCUUGGGCGUGGCCUUGGGCGGCUGCUGUGGGCCCGCUGCAUACAGAGCACACAGAGCCAAUCAACACAUACAUACAGCAAUGAAUAAGCACAUGCAUCGUCAGUGAGUGUCACUCUCCUUACCUUCCUCCUCGUCGAGCCCCUGGUCGAGCCAGGGCUCGAUGCUGCUUAUGAUGCCUGUAACGAACAGGCAGAAACAAGGAAGACGGCUUUGUGCGUGCGCCAAUCAUCCAAUUCUGUGUCUCUCUUCGUGUGUACAGAUAAGUGUCCGUUUCUCUCACCCCCUUCGGUCCACUCCUCCGUGCUCUCGGGGCCGUCCUCCAUCGACAGGCGGCAGCUGUCCUCGAUGCCUGUAGCGACGAAGAAAGAUGGAACCAUCCAUUUAGCAAGUCUGUCUCUCUCUGCCUCCUUUCCUUUCCCUGACCUCGGUCGCCGAGCUCGGACAGCGGAUCGCCCCUGGCAUGAGCAUCCACCCCCGAGGUCUCCCCCCCUGAGACCUCGGGGAUGCUCUCGAGGCUGCCCGUCUGCUGCAGCAGAAGCAGACUCGAUGACCGGCCGUGGGGAGCUGCCGUCGAAGCGACGGACGCGCGCCGGUCGGUGGCGGCCGUGGCUGGCUCCCCCCCCUCCCCCUUCCCCUUCCCUCCCUCCCACUCCCCAGCAAUCGCAGCAGCUGUGGGCAGCAGCGCCCGAGCUUCCUUGCUCUCGGCCAUCAUCUGACGAAACACACACAUGGAGGAGAUGACUGGAUGGA